Gracilinanus agilis (Agile Gracile Mouse Opossum) is the source of this 1476-nucleotide messenger RNA. RefSeq names its product mercaptopyruvate sulfurtransferase (gene MPST). Bases 187 to 1074 code for a protein of 295 amino acids. Gene Ontology annotation, cellular component: mitochondrion. Gene Ontology annotation, molecular function: thiosulfate-cyanide sulfurtransferase activity. The transcript is spliced from 3 exons. The record is from RefSeq and is a predicted model, not a curated record. Gene Ontology annotation, biological process: transsulfuration. NCBI's taxonomy places the organism in Eukaryota, Metazoa, Chordata, Mammalia, Didelphimorphia, Didelphidae.
UUUCCCUCCCUCUCCCACUUUCCUGCUUUUCCUGGCUCUUCUUGUCUCAAAUUAAAAUCGGAUCUGGCCUCUCUGUAUGCUUAACUACCUCCCUACUCCCACUCAUUGAUUCUUCUCUUUCUUCUUACCUAGUUGAGAGGGUCCCAGGAGUCAAGUCAGAUAGCAGCUGGCCAAAAGCCAGGCGUCAUGGCAGCAGGAUCCCUCUUCAGAGCUCUGGUAUCUGCCAAAUGGGUUGCUGAGGCCUUGAAGACAUCCCAGCCUCUGCAGCUGCUCGAUGCCUCGUGGUACCUGCCCAAGAUGAAACGAGACCCUCGACAGGAGUUUGAAGAACGCCAUAUCCCCGGAGCAGCCUUCUUCGACAUUGACCUCUGCAGCGACCGGACGUCCCCCUACGACCAUAUGCUGCCCAAAGCUGCAGACUUUGCUGAGUAUGUUGGCAAGCUGGGGGUGAGUAACGGCACCCACGUGGUAGUGUAUGAUGCCAGUGACCAGGGCCUCUUCUCCGCUCCCCGAGUGUGGUGGAUGUUCAGGGUCUUUGGGCACAAGACUGUCUCACUACUGAAUGGAGGGUUAAGGAACUGGCAGCGGGAGGGGUACCCUCUGGGCUCUGGCAGGACCCGCCCUGUUCGAGCUGAGUUCCAGGCCACCCUCAACCCGAUGUUUGUGAAGACCUACGAAGACAUCAAGGAGAACAUCGACUCACGACAGUUCCAGGUUGUAGAUGCCCGUGCUGCAGGGCGCUUCAAGGGCAUUGAGCCAGAACCCCGGGAAGUUGGCAUCGAACCGGGACAUAUCCCUGGCACCGUGAACAUCCCCUUCACCGACUUCAUGACUGAGGAGGGCCUAGAGAAGAGCCCUGACGACAUCCAAAGACUAUUCGAGGAGAAGAAGGUGGAUCUCUCGAAGCCCCUGGUGGCCACUUGCGGCUCAGGCGUCACUGCCUGCCAUGUAGCCCUGGGUGCUUAUCUCUGUGGCGAGCCCGGUGUGUCCAUCUAUGAUGGAGCCUGGGUGGAGUGGUACAUGCGAGCCCGGCCUGAGGAUAUCAUCUCGGAGGGCAGAGGCAAGACCCUCUGAGUGAGGAGCACACAGGGGCCUCCCCUGAUCCUAAGCCACCAGGCCUUACCACCCCAGGAUGGGGGCAGUCCAACCUAGCAAUUUUUCCUCUUUUUUAACUAUGAUGGCCAAAUUUAAUUUUUUAUUCUCAAGGGGUAGCCUGGGUGGCACACCCCCUUUUUCUCCCUCUGGAAGGCCUUUGGUACAUCCUAAUUCUGAGACAAAACGGAAGGGCACAGAAAAUAUCUUUGGCAAUGGUGAAGGGAUCUGUUAGGGUCAAUUGAAGUGGGGAAUGGGGACAGAGGGGCUUACCUAGCGCUGAAUAUGGCCCUCUGAAAUUUAGCCUGGGUUGAUCACCAGACCUACCUCCUCCUAUCUUUUACUGCCAAUAAAGAUGAAGUGGUUAAUCUUUGUAUACAGCCA